AUGGCAACCACUAGUCGCAGACUCCGGCCUCCGUCCCCAAAUAUUGAUCGGAGCCGGAGUAUAUCUUCCUCCAUCUCUCUCCCGGUGUCCUUGAACGCCUCGUUAUCGUCUUCUACGUCCUCCUCUUCUUCCUCUUCGCCUUCCAAUUCAAGCAAACGAGUGAUGAUAAGCAGAUCACACUCCACUACACGAUCCUCCAGACCCACCGGAUCAUCCAACUCGAAACCCGGCGAGAGUAUAAUUCCUGCGAGAAACAGCGCGUCGAGAUCACACGAGGCGAGCAACGGUAGAAGCAGAGAGGCAUUCGCUAGGUACUUGGAGCAACGUGACCGUGGCAGUCCUCGUAAUAACAACGCUUCAUCGAGAGGGGUAAAAGCGGGAGGCGUCUCACCAUCGGCGUGGGCGUUGUCCUCGGGGAGAGUUUCCAUUAUGAAGACGCCUCCGUCCAGCUCAGCUCCGGCGGCUCCAAUGUGCAUGACGCCGCCUGAGUCACCUGUAAGCAAAGCCAAGGUGAGAAGCGGUGGCGGUGGAGCUGUGGCCGGAGUUUUGAAGUACUUCAUGGCGCAGAAGAAAGUAUCUCCGGUUCAAGAAGAGGAGUAUCACCGGUUUAGGGUAUUUCAAAACAGAUUACUUCAAUGGAGGUUUGUUAACGCAAGAGCUGAAGCUACUGUGGCUAAACUUAAGAUCAACGUUGAGGAUCAGUUGUUUUGGGUUUGGCUAAGGAUAUACAAAAUGAGGAACUACGUAGUGGAAAAUAUGAUCGAAGUUCAAAGGCUUCGUCAAGAAAUCAAAUUACGUCAAGUGCUUAGCCUCCAAAUGCCUUUACUCAAUGAGUGGUCAAAACUAGACGCAAAAAACUCCGAAGCGUUGAGCAAACUAACUCGAAAACUCCAUGCUUUGUCUCUCCGUUUACCCCUCCUACAUGGUGCCACGAUAGAUGUGGUGUCCAUACAUGAAGAAAUGGUCGUAGCUAUACAAGUCAUGGACGAGAUCGAAGACGUCAUCAUCAAAUUUCUCCCACGACAGGUUGAAAUAAUCUUAUAUGAGCUGACAGAAUUGAUCGGCAUGUUCAAUCAAGAAUUGCUGUAUUUUGAAGAAAUUGAGAAGAGCCUUUUCUCCAUUCCUAUCUUUGCGGCCAAGGAAAGUAGCUUGAAGGUCCAUGUUCUCCAGAAGAAUGAAGAACAGAGAAAACCUUUGCAAAAUUUAUAAUAUUUUCGUCUAAUACACCAAGAGUUGAGCUUGUGUAACUAAAUGUUAAUUGUAUUUGCCAAUGAACAAGU
Molecule: messenger RNA, 1280 nt
Organism: Capsella rubella
Lineage: Eukaryota; Viridiplantae; Streptophyta; Magnoliopsida; Brassicales; Brassicaceae
Product: QWRF motif-containing protein 7
Exons: 5
Coding region: 1-1209 (402 amino acids)
Biological process (GO): centrosome cycle; spindle assembly
Cellular component (GO): nuclear microtubule; centrosome; cytoplasm
Molecular function (GO): microtubule binding
Source: RefSeq, a predicted model, not a curated record